Messenger RNA from Grammomys surdaster, 866 nucleotides. RefSeq names its product ring finger protein 130 (gene Rnf130). The transcript is spliced from 3 exons. Bases 78 to 431 code for a protein of 117 amino acids. NCBI's taxonomy places the organism in Eukaryota, Metazoa, Chordata, Mammalia, Rodentia, Muridae. The record is from RefSeq and is a predicted model, not a curated record.
AUUCUCUGUUCCUUUCUAGGCAUGUUUUUCACAAAUCCUGUGUGGAUCCCUGGCUCGGUGAACACUGUACCUGUCCUAUGUGCAAACUUAAUAUUUUGAAAGCCCUAGGAAUUGUGCCAAAUCUGCCAUGUACUGAUAAUGUGGCAUUUGAUAUGGAAAGGCUCACCAGAACCCAAGCAGUUAACCGAAGAUCAGCCCUCGGAGACCUUGCCAGUGACAGUUCCCUUGGCCUUGAGCCACUGAGAACUUCGGGGAUAUCACCUCUUCCUCAAGAUGGGGAGCUCACUCCUCGAACGGGUGAAAUCAACAUUGCAGUAACAAGUGGACACGUCUUUCACCGGAACUCCCUGUCACCUCGUAGCCUAGUGUAUGAAAGCGAAUUCUCCACAAUCGAACCUUCUUUGGACAUGUAUGAUGAGAACAAAACCUGAUUUUUUUUAAAAUGGGCUAUUGGGGGUCUCUCCUUUUGAGAUUUGAUUUAUGGUCACCUUUAUUACUUUGUCAUCCUCUGUCAUCGUCCGUCUGGGAAGAAUGGCAGUACCUCUGGGUGCAAGUUGGGGUUCAGGGUUAAAUUACAGAGUUUCCCCAAGGUGAAGUUUGAGGGCAGCAUUACUGCCCAGGUGAGCCUCGUGGUACCACCCAGAGCUGACCACUGAGCAUGGGCACCUCAGGAGCUUUGCUGUUUCCAGAGAAGAAACCAGGGGCCAGGGGUUAAUGAUGCGUUUGUUGCAAAUGUGUCUGUGUCCCCAAAUAGUCACAUGCUGUUCUGUGUCAGGGUGGCAUGGGGGUUUUUGUAAAAUACAUUUUGUGGUCCUCACACACACAGGAAAGCCUGCAGAUAAAACGUCUCCCUGAUGCAGAGUAUG